AUGGAAUCUCCCUCUUCUUCCCUACAUAGUUAUGAUGUAUUUCUCAGUUUUAGAGGUGAAGAUACACGCUCCAAAUUCAUAAGCCAUCUAUAUAAAGAGUUAGAUCAAAAAGGAAUUCGCACAUUUAAAGAUGACAAAGAGCUAAAAAAAGGGAAAUCAAUUUCACCAGAACUUUUAAAAGCCAUUGAAGAGUCAACAUUCGCCAUUAUCGUUCUAUCUGAGAACUAUGCUUCUUCUUCAUGGUGUUUGGAUGAACUGGUGAAGAUAAUAGAAUGUAAAAACAUUUUUCAACUCACUGUUAUACCUAUCUUCUAUAAUGUGAGUCCAUCAGAUACUUUGUUUUUUUUCUCAUUUCCUGUUUCUCUGUCAUCAUCCUAUUUACUCCAAUAUGCUUCUGAGCAAAACAAGGACAAAGUUGUCCUGAUUUUAUGUCUCCUAGUUUUGUGUUUCUUUUUCUUCUUCUUGCUUUUCGUUAAUCGUGAUAGGAGAAACAUUAAGGGGAACGUGGAGAAGGUGCACAAGUGGAGAAAAGCAUUGGAGGAUGCAGCAAGUAUUUCAGGCUACGAAAUACUCGAUGCACCUAAUACGAAUGAAGCAGAUUCAGUUCAGUGGGUAGUCGAUGAGAUCUUAGAUCAGCUGGUUUACAAUAAGACAAAACCUGAAGAGAAACUAGUGAACAUAGAUGCACUUAUAAGGGAUGUUAAUUCAUUGUUUUUUAAGGAGGAGGAUGUUCGGGUGGUUGGAAUUUGGGGGAUGGGAGGAUCAGGAAAAACAACUAUAGCGAGAGCAUUUUUCGAUAGAUAUUCUAAUCAAUUCAAGCAUAAGGUUUUCCUUGCUAACAUUAGGGAAGUGACACAAAAGGAUGGAGCGGAACACCUGCAAUCUAACCUCAUAUCAGAAAUCCUAAAAUCAAAGUCCAUACAUGUAAAGGAUGUUUGUGAAGGAGCCAACAUGAUAAAAGACCGGCUUUGCAAAAAGAAGGUUUUAUUAAUUCUUGAUGAUGUUGACAAUAAAUAUGAACUAGAUGCAUUGGCUGGAAGCACUUCCUGGUUUGGCAAGGGCAGUAAAGUGAUUAUAACAACAAGAAAUAGGAAGCUGUUGACUAAGCCUGAAGUUGAUGAGACUUAUGUGGUCAACCUCUUGCCUGAUGGUGAAGCUCUUCAACUAUUUAGUUUGCAUGCAUUCAAUCAAGCUAUUCCAGCAGAAGGUUUUGAGGAGCUCUCACAAGAAGUCAUAGAUUAUGCUAAAGGUCUCCCUUUAGCUCUUAAAGUCUAG
Molecule: messenger RNA, 1275 nt
Organism: Lycium ferocissimum
Lineage: Eukaryota; Viridiplantae; Streptophyta; Magnoliopsida; Solanales; Solanaceae
Product: disease resistance protein Roq1-like
Exons: 3
Coding region: 1-1275 (424 amino acids)
Biological process (GO): defense response; signal transduction
Molecular function (GO): ADP binding
Source: RefSeq, a predicted model, not a curated record